CAAAAGUUCGUUCUGGCGAUAGAUAGCAUCGAAAGGUUCCUCUCCUUGGGUCUCAAGAUUGAUACGGUUUAGCCGCCAAACAGCUAGCACAGAGAUAUAUUCUGAAGAAACCAAGGCGCCAUAGCCUUCAGACUUUGAGAGAGAGAGCAUAGAGGCAGGCUUCACGGCGUGCUGCUGGUCAGUGCUCGCCAUGGGCAGGUCGACCUCCACGGAGAAGCUGGUGUGCGUCGUGGUGGCGGUCCUGGCCGUCCUGUCGCCGCUGUACAUCGACCGGAGGCCCGCGGCGGAGAGCGAGGACGAGGAGGAGGACGGCGGCGGGUCGGCGCUGUGGCUGCCGGCGCUGCUGGUGGUGCUGAUCCUGGCCAUCAACGUGACGUGCUUCAUGGACAGGCGCGUGGUGAGGUUCGACCCCUACUGGAUCCACCGCGUCUGGGGGUCCUCCGGCGGGCUCAUGGCCAUGCUGCUGCUGCUCGGCUUCGUGCUCAAGUGUAAGGCAUCCUUGUAUGUAUAGCAUGCAGCUACCUCGAUCGCCGACAUGGUGGUCUCGCUCGGCUCGGGUUCUUCUUCCGGAGGAUGCGUCAGGUCAGACUGUGUUACCGACCUGCCGGUGCGCUUGUUCAGGCUCUACGCAUGUAAAUUUGCUUCUGAUACGGUCUUCUCUUAAGAAAAAGUGCUUUGGCGUACUGGAA
Panicum hallii is the source of this 689-nucleotide messenger RNA. RefSeq lists its product as uncharacterized. The transcript has a single exon. The record is from RefSeq and is a predicted model, not a curated record. NCBI's taxonomy places the organism in Eukaryota, Viridiplantae, Streptophyta, Magnoliopsida, Poales, Poaceae. Bases 191 to 511 code for a protein of 106 amino acids.